This is a messenger RNA of Terrapene triunguis (Three-toed box turtle), 7047 nucleotides long. It is a transcript of the gene TNIK, whose product is annotated as TRAF2 and NCK interacting kinase. The coding region runs from base 39 to 3965 and encodes 1308 amino acids. Gene Ontology annotation, biological process: protein phosphorylation. The transcript has 31 exons. Gene Ontology annotation, molecular function: ATP binding; protein kinase activity. NCBI's taxonomy places the organism in Eukaryota, Metazoa, Chordata, Testudines, Emydidae. The record is from RefSeq and is a predicted model, not a curated record.
GUCAUGUUAAAACAGGACAGCUUGCUGCGAUUAAGGUUAUGGACGUCACCGGGGAUGAAGAGGAGGAGAUCAAACAGGAAAUUAACAUGCUAAAGAAAUAUUCUCAUCACCGAAAUAUAGCCACAUAUUAUGGAGCUUUUAUUAAAAAGAACCCACCCGGAAUGGAUGAUCAGCUCUGGCUGGUGAUGGAGUUCUGUGGUGCUGGCUCUGUCACUGACCUGAUCAAGAACACAAAAGGGAACACUUUGAAGGAGGAGUGGAUUGCGUACAUCUGCAGGGAGAUUUUACGGGGUUUGAGUCAUCUACACCAGCAUAAAGUAAUUCAUCGAGACAUCAAGGGGCAGAAUGUAUUGCUGACAGAAAAUGCAGAAGUUAAACUAGUGGAUUUCGGUGUCAGCGCUCAGCUCGACAGAACAGUGGGUAGAAGAAACACCUUCAUUGGAACUCCUUAUUGGAUGGCUCCUGAAGUCAUUGCCUGUGAUGAAAAUCCUGAUGCCACUUACGACUUCAAGAGUGACUUAUGGUCUUUGGGGAUAACAGCCAUCGAGAUGGCAGAAGGUGCUCCUCCCCUUUGUGACAUGCAUCCCAUGAGAGCUCUGUUCCUUAUCCCCCGGAAUCCAGCCCCACGGUUGAAAUCAAAGAAGUGGUCUAAAAAAUUCCAGUCAUUCAUUGAGAGCUGCCUAGUGAAGAACCACAGUCAGAGACCAACGACCGAACAGCUGAUGAAGCACCCAUUUAUUCGAGACCAGCCUAAUGAAAGGCAGGUUCGCAUCCAGCUUAAGGACCAUAUUGAUAGGACUAAGAAGAAGCGAGGAGAAAAAGAUGAGACAGAGUAUGAAUACAGUGGAAGUGAGGAAGAGGAAGAAGAAAAUGACUCUGGAGAACCCAGUUCCAUCCUAAAUCUGCCUGGAGAGUCAACACUGAGACGGGAUUUCUUGAGGCUUCAGCUAGCAAAUAAGGAGCGUUCAGAGGCCCUCCGACGGCAGCAGCUGGAGCAGCAGCAGCGAGAGAAUGAAGAGCACAAGCGGCAACUGCUAGCAGAGCGGCAAAAGCGGAUUGAGGAGCAGAAGGAGCAGAGGCGAAGGCUAGAGGAGCAGCAGAGAAGAGAGAAGGAGAUGAGGAAGCAGCAGGAAAGAGAGCAGAGGCGGCAUUAUGAGGAGCAGAUGCGCCGAGAGGAAGAGAGGAGGCGUGCAGAGCACGAGCAGGAGUACAUCAGGCGACAGUUAGAGGAGGAGCAGAGACAGUUAGAGAUCCUGCAGCAGCAGUUACUGCAGGAACAAGCUCUACUUCUGGAGUAUAAGCGCAAACAGUUAGAGGAGCAGAGACAAGCGGAGAGGCUGCAGAGGCAACUUCAACAGGAGCGAGACUACCUGGUCUCCCUGCAGCAGCAGCAGCAGCAACGGCAAGACCAGAGGCCAGCAGAGAAGAAGCCGCUGUACCAUUACAAGGAGGGAAUGAAUGCAAGUGAGAAGCCAGCUUGGGCCAAGGAGGUAGAGGAACGUUCUCGACUCAACCGGCAAAGCUCCCCAGCAAUGCCUCACAAAGUGGCUAACAGGAUAUCUGAUCCAAACCUGCCUCCUCGUUCAGAGUCCUUUAGCAUUAGUGGCGUGCAGCCAGCUCGGACACCACCCAUGCUCAGACCAGUGGAUCCACAGAUUCCACAUCUGGUCAGUGUGAAAUCCCAAGGAACCUCCUUGUCUGGCUCUCAGUCACUGCACGAACAACCCGCAAAGGGAAUGGCUGGGUUUCAGGAGGCUCUGAUGGUGACCUCUCACCGCACUGAGAUGCCAAGGCAGAACUCGGACCCCACCUCAGAAAACCCUCCUCUCCCCCCUCGCAUUGAAAAGUUUGACCGAAGUUCUUGGUUACGACAGGAGGAGGACGUUCCACCAAAGGUGCCUCAGCGAACAACUUCCAUAUCCCCAGCACUAGCUAGAAAGAACUCCCCUGGGAAUGGCACUGCGUUGGGAGCUAGAUUAGGAUCACAGCCCAUCAGAGCAAGUAACCCUGACCUGAGGAGAACUGAGCCCAUCAUUGAAAGUCCCCUACAGAGGACCAGUAGUGGCAGCUCCUCCAGUUCCAGCACCCCCAGCUCCCAGCCUAGUUCCCAGGGAGGAUCCCAGCCUGGUUCCCAAGCUGGCUCCAGUGAACGUAAUAGAGUCAGAGGAAAUGCCAAACCUGAAGGGUCACCUGUGCUAUCUCAUGAGCCAUCUAAGAUGAAACAGGAGGACAGCAGGGAUGUGACACGACCAAGCCGACCUGCUAGCUAUAAGAAAGCUAUAGAUGAGGACCUGACUGCGUUAGCCAAAGAGUUGAGGGAACUGCGUAUCGAAGAGACCAAUCGCCCUCUGAAAAAGGUGACUGACUACUCUUCCUCUAGCGAGGAAUCAGAAAGCAGUGAAGAGGAAGAGGAGGAUGGUGAAAGUGAAACGCACGAUGGGACAGUGCCUGUCAGUGACAUCCCAAGACUUAUACCAACAGGAGUUCCUGGAAGCAAUGAGCCAUACAACAUAGGAAUGGUGGCAUCUCAUGGUCUAGAAACACCCCAUGCAGAUACAUUUAGCAGUAUUUCCAGGGAAGGAACUUUAAUGGUAAGGGAGACCACUGGUGAAAAAAAGCGUUCUAGUCAUGCAGCCAGCAAUGGCUUUGCUGGGCACAUCAAUCUCCCUGAUCUGGUGCAGCAAAGCCACUCGCCUGCAGGCACACCGACUGAGGCCCUGGGGCGAGUCUCCACGCAUGCGCAAGACAUGGACUCAGUGGCUGAAUAUGGCAUGGGAAGUAGCACCAAAGCCUCUUUCACUCCGUUUGUGGAUACCAGAGUGUAUCAGACCUCCCCUACUGAUGAGGAUGAAGAUGAUGAUGAGGAAUCAUCUGCUACAGCAUUGUUUACCAGUGAACUGCUUAGACAAGAACAGGCCAAACUGAAUGAGGCAAGGAAAAUCUCUGUGGUAAAUGUGAACCCUACCAAUAUCCGCCCUCACAGCGACACGCCGGAGAUCCGGAAGUACAAGAAGCGCUUCAAUUCGGAAAUACUUUGUGCUGCUUUAUGGGGUGUUAACCUACUAGUGGGUACAGAAAAUGGACUGAUGCUGUUGGAUCGAAGUGGCCAAGGAAAGGUCUACAACCUGAUCAACAGAAGGCGAUUUCAACAGAUGGAUGUGCUAGAGGGACUUAAUGUCCUUGUAACAAUAUCAGGAAAGAAGAACAAGCUGCGAGUUUACUACCUUUCAUGGUUAAGAAAUAGAAUUUUACACAAUGACCCUGAAGUAGAAAAGAAGCAAGGCUGGAUUACUGUUGGAGACUUGGAAGGCUGCAUACAUUACAAAGUUGUGAAAUAUGAAAGAAUCAAGUUCUUGGUGAUUGCCUUAAAGAAUGCUGUAGAGAUAUAUGCUUGGGCUCCUAAACCAUAUCACAAGUUUAUGGCAUUUAAGUCUUUUGCAGAUCUCCAGCACAAACCGUUGCUUGUGGACCUCACAGUAGAAGAGGGUCAAAGAUUGAAGGUUAUCUUUGGAUCGCACACUGGAUUCCAUGUGAUUGAUGUAGAUUCGGGGAACUCUUAUGAUAUCUAUAUACCAUCUCACAUUCAGGGCAAUAUCACUCCUCACGCCAUUGUCAUCCUGCCGAAAACGGAUGGGAUGGAGAUGCUCGUGUGCUAUGAGGAUGAAGGGGUGUAUGUGAACACCUAUGGACGGAUCACUAAAGACGUGGUGCUGCAGUGGGGAGAAAUGCCUACUUCUGUGGCCUACAUUCAUUCCAAUCAAAUAAUGGGCUGGGGAGAAAAAGCUAUUGAGAUCCGUUCAGUGGAGACAGGACAUUUGGAUGGAGUAUUUAUGCACAAGCGAGCUCAAAGGUUAAAAUUUCUAUGUGAAAGAAAUGAUAAGGUAUUUUUUGCAUCAGUGAGAUCUGGAGGAAGUAGCCAAGUUUUUUUCAUGACCCUCAACAGAAAUUCCAUGAUGAACUGGUAAUAGAAGAACGCUUGACACUUACCUUCAUGGCAUUAUUUCUAAUUUAAAGGACAUUAAACAUGUGGACUAACACUCUAGAGGCAGAUACGGAAAGCCUUGUGGAAUACACCACUCCCCUACACACACUCUCACAAUACUGUACACCCUUCAUUGUUGCAGUCUGGUAAUGGAGAGAGAGGAUUCGCUGGAGAUCACUAAGAAUGCAACACAGUGUUUGGGGCAGAAAGAGACGUAUGCACUUCAAAAGUAGGGAAAGAAACCUCUGAUGGUCUCCUGAUUAAGCUGUGUUAUAGUGGGUUAUGAAUUUUUUUAUUUUACUUUUUCUUUGUCCCCUACUUUGUAAGAAUGGGGAAGAGAAUAGUGUCAAAAAGUAUGUUUUUAAUUCUGUCUGCCUGCUAGCAUCAAAUAUGUAGUUUGCUGUAAAGUUACUAAUUCAAACUGAUGAAAGACAGCACAAUAAAUGUACCUUUUAUCUUUGCAAUGAAGGCCAUAACCCAUAUAGCUAAGUAAUUUGGGGAAAUCUUUUGCCUUCACCAACAUUUACAUGUUGCUUUUGGCAGCAACAGCUUAAUGGAUUUUUAAAGAAGAGAAAAAUAAUAGUUUUUCCCCUCUUUUGGGAAAUGGAUUUUAAAUGGCUAAACUACUAGCCUUAGACUAAUAAAAUCAACAACCAUUUUUGUCAGUCUGUCAGUCCAUAUUUCUAUAUGGAUCUUCACAUAAUGGUGUGUGUUGAUAGAGAAAGUAGUGUAGUUCGUUGUUACUCCUGAAAAGGGUGUAUUAGCAUUUCUUUCCCCAUGCUACAUUAUGCAAGAGGUCAGGGCAAAAGAAUGGGAUGGAACAAAGGCUGAGAGAAACACAAAGUCAUUCAGGUGACAAAUCUACUUGGAGGGGUGCAUGGAUCCACUUGGAUGACAGGGUUGUUAACUUAGGAUCCAGUCAUACUGAGAACUAAUUGGGUGUGCUUAGCUGAAUGAUUGGGCCCCACUUAACAGUGAUGCUGUGCAUUCAGAACUGCCAUGGAAGUCAGUGAUAGCUAAGGGUGCCCAGCACCGAUAAGGAUUGUGGCCCCAGUGAUAACAUGGCUUCUGUUGACUUUGUCUCUUCUCCAGAUAUGAAGAUUGGGACGGGCAAGUUAGAAGGUUCUGAGAGGCCAGUGUCCUCUCAGUGUAGGGGGGAGAGGGGAUUAGCCAAAAGGUGCAUUGCACGGCUGAAUUGUAAAGAAUUUUUAAAAAUAAGGUUUCUUGAGUGAAGAUUCUGAAGCUAUAAUCACUUUCUGCCCCUCCUCCACUCCCCACGAAUUAUCCAACAUACAGCGAACGACAACAUCUGUGCAGAAAUAUGUAUGUAUUUAGUUCAGGUUGAAUUGUGUCCUUAUAAACUCUGCUCAACUGAUUUAAAUUUUAAGUGAGUAUCUGGGAUUUUUUUUCUCAAUAGCUACAAGCAUGGCUGCCUGUGGUAUUAGGGUGUUGCAUAACGAGAUCUGUGUUGCUGUUUUUAACCUACCUCGUUUUGUUCGUUUUUGUUUUGUUUUUCAUUUUGCUGUUCAUUGCAGCACUGUUACCUCCGGGAACAUGUAGAGAGCUCAACUGGCAAUCUCUGAUAUUAUAUGUAAUAAUAAUGACGCUAUUAAAAAAACCAAAUCAACAGUCGUUGGUCAAAUCUGAAUCCUUCACUGAUUAAAAAAGAAUCUCACACUCUCAAUCCCCCUGGCCCUGUAAUGGACUGCACCAUCCAUUAUUGUGCUGGUUGGCACUCGUUUUGUUCAGAGUCAUUUAAAAUCGGUGGCUGGCCAUACCAUCAGUGAGAGCACAAUAAAAAUCAGACAUCCGGGGCAAACGUAUAGCAAGUUGGUGAAAAUAUGCUACUUCUGGCCUGUGGUUCUUAAAGUUUCAUCAUGGCGGCUCCGUAGGUUAGAGGCAGUUAAGUAAGGGAAUCCAGGCAGCUUUACAGCUUCAUUUCUGAGCCUGUGCCAUUAAGGCACCAGGGUGCUGGUCUCAGUCAGAAAAUAAAAUAAAUAAGUAAUAAAAUCCUAGUCAGAUAACUUGAUCUUUAGCACAGUUCAAAGCACUAUUCACGGCUGUUGGUUUGAUGGACUCUCUCUUCCAGAGGAAGGACCUGUGCAGGGCCAGUUGCUUCGGUGACUCAGACUGUCUGGCUGUGUAUACGGUAGCCUGUUCAUCUGAAAUUUCCCACCGUUGCUAGCAUCAUUGGAGCUCCACCUAUGGCAAGAAUGGCAAGAGCCCUAAUGCAGACAAGUUUCCAGGCAGCCACUGGCAUGUUAGCCACUGCAUUGUCAUUUAGCCCUGGUCAGAGCACGUCUACACAACCUUGUGGGCAUGAUGCCAGUGGCUGCCAGCAUUUUGUCUGAAUUAGCCCUAACGCCGUUGAAGCUGCAAGUGGUGGGAAAUUCAAAAAAUGGUAAAUGCCAGCAAAGCUUGUAGUGCACAUUCCAGCAGGGACCUUGAAAUCAGCAGCAGUACUUCAUUGAGCACCCUGGAAACCACAGCAGAGCACUUACGAGUGCUCCUAAGUAACAAGCCUAGGCUUGCACAUUCCUGUAGGGGUCUCCAAAUCAACAGUAGAGAGACUUCAGGCUGUCAGCCACAGCAAAGCACUGUGGGUACUUUGAAAAGUGUCCUUAAUUAAAGAGCAGGUAUAUAACUUGGGCUAGCUAUAAUUUCAACCUAGCGCUGCCACUGAGUGAUCAGAAAAGGGCCUCCACUUUCAGUUCACAUCUCCCACUACCACACGUACACACCCUUGUGCUUUGUAUUGCAACGGAUGUUUUAUUUAGCAAUAACUUUUCUGAUUAAAUUGAGCAACUGCUGUAGUUGUUAGAUACUGGAAUUAAAACGGAAUCAGAGUAAGUCUCUUCAGUGACAGUGAUUGCCACCAGCUCUUUAUAUUUUCAUUGUGGCUACCUUAAACCAGAAGCUUCUUAUUAAUUUAUGUUGCAGACUGAUGACUUUUUUUCCCCUAAAGUGUCAUGUUCAGAAUACACAGCUUUAAAUGAUUUUUUUUUUAUUGUGGGUUUUUUGGGAACAGUUACGAAAUAAAAGGGAAUCAUUGUGUUUAAACAUAA